Molecule: messenger RNA, 3510 nt
Organism: Juglans regia (Persian walnut)
Lineage: Eukaryota; Viridiplantae; Streptophyta; Magnoliopsida; Fagales; Juglandaceae
Exons: 3
Coding region: 1-3510 (1169 amino acids)
Molecular function (GO): RNA-DNA hybrid ribonuclease activity; nucleic acid binding
Source: RefSeq, a predicted model, not a curated record
AUGGAGAGAUUUAGGUUAGCCUUAGAGAAAGGAAAUCUUUCUGAUCUUGGGUGGAAGGGGAACAAGUUCACAUGGAGUAAUAAACAUGAGGAUGACACCUUUACAAAAGAAAGGUUGGAUAGGGCAGUGGCAAAUCCAAGGUGGGCACACUUGUACAAAGAAUACUGGGUGGAGGUAUUAGUAGGGAGAUGCUCAGAUCAUAGGCCUUUGCUACUGGUUUCGAGUAAGAAAGACAGAAAUAUUUGGAGAGGCAAGAAAGUAUUUAGAUACGAAGCUGGUUGGGCCAAAGAUGAAGAAUGUGAAGGGGUUAUUAGAAGAGAGUGGGAUAGAGGGGAGGAGAGGGGUGAGAAGUCUUUAAAUUUCAUGAAUCUGUUGGAUAAUUGCAGCAAGGCUCUCGGGAAGUGGAAUAACCAGAACAAGUUUAACAGGGUGAGAGCUAUUAAGGAAAAAACAGAAGUCCUUAAGAAGCUACAAGAAGAUGAGGGGAGGCAUAACUCAGCAGAGAUUAAAAGGGUGCAAAGAGAGAGAAGAAGAAAAAACAGCAUUAGCCAAGUGUUGGAUGAUCGAGGUAGAGUCUUUAGGGGUCAGGUGGAAGUUGAUGAAGCCUUUAGAUCCUAUUUUGAGAGGUUGUUUUCUACCUCAAAUCCUAACACAGCUGCUAUGGAGAAGUGUCUACAGAAUAUAGUACCUUGGGUGACAAGUGAGAUGAAUGAAAGAUUAAGUAGACCUUUUAGCAAGUUGGAAAUUGAAGUUGUUAUCAAAAGUAUGGCCCCUUUGAAGUCUCCAGGCCCUGAUGGUUUUGGUGCUUGCUUCUACCAAAAUCAUUGGGCAACAGUGGGGGAUAAGGUAUGCUCGACAGUCUUAGAUUUGCUAAAUGGUAAAACCUCUUUCUCUUCAGUUAACCACACGUUCAUUGUCUUGAUUCCCAAGUCUAAGGACCCUAAGUUGGUAACUGAAUAUACGCCUAUUAGCCUAUGUAAUGUGAUUUACAAAGUGGCGUCCAAAGUGAUAGCAAACAGACUCAAAGAAGUGUUGUCUGCAUCUAUUUCAGCCAAUCAAAGUGCCUUUAUUCCUGGGAGGAUUAUAACGGAUAAUGUUAUGGUGGCUUAUGAGGUAUUACAUUCGAUGAAGGUGAGCAAGAAAGGUAAAAAAGGUAGCAUGGCUAUCAAACUUGAUAUGUCUAAGGCCUACGACAGAAUUGAGUGGCCUUAUGUGAUUGCUGUUAUGAAAAGGCUGGGGUUCUGUGAUGGGUGGACAAGUUUAAUUCUGAAAUGUAUUAGUUCAGUCUCCUUUUCUGUGUUAAUUAAUGGUACACCAGGUGAGGUGUUAUUGCCCUCAAGGGGUCUUAGACAAGGGGAUCCUCUAUCCCCUUAUCUAUUCAUCUUGUGUGCAGAGGGAUUGAGUUCUUUACUCAACAACUCAGAUCUAAGGGGGAACACAAAGGGUAUUUCAGUAGCUAGACACGGCUUAAGAGUAAAUCAUCUGCUCUUUGCAGAUGAUUGUAUUCUGUUUUGUAGAGCCUCGGUGGAAGAAUGGAGGAAGAUGCAGGAUUUGUUGCUCAUUUAUGAAAAAGCCUCGGGUCAAUUUCUUAAUAAGGAGAAGACAGCAGUGUUUUUCAGUUCUAAUACCUCUGUGGAAGUUAAAAGGAAGAUUCUUGUGGAAGGUGGAGCUAUUGUGCAAGGCAGUUAUGAUAAGUACUUGGGUCUACCCACUAUGGUAGGUAGAUCAAAGUAUAACACUUUUAGAAGCUUAAAAGAAAGAGUUUGGCAAAAGAUUAGCAAUUGGAAGAAUUUCUUUCUGUCUGGGGCAGGAAAGGAAGUCAUGAUAAAAGCUGUCCUACAAGCAAUUCCAUCUUAUACUAUGAGUGUCUUCAUGCUGCCUAAAAGGUUGUGCAAAGAGAUCAAUGUGAUGCUGUUCAGAUUUUGGUGGAAAAAUCAGAAAAAUUCCAGUGGUAUUGUCUGGAGGAGUUGGGAGAGAAUGAGUCAGUCAAAAGAGGGUGGAGGUCUGGGCUUUAGAAAUCUGACCAGUUUUAAUUCAGCACUUCUGGCUAAGCAAGCAUGGAGAAUACUUCAAAAUCCUUCCUCUAUGGUUGCCACCAUAUUCAAACAAAAAUAUUUUAGAAGCUCAUCCCUGCUGGAAGCUAAGUUAGGGAGAGCUCCAUCUCAAAUUUGGAGAAGCAUAUGGAGUUCUUUGGAUCUGCUAAAGGAAGGACUAAGGUGGAGGGUGGGGGAUGGCCAAAAUAUUAAUAUUUGGGGUCAGAGGUGGUUGCCAACACCAUCUUCUUUCAGGGUGCAAUCUCCUAAUCCUUUACUGAAUACUUGUGUUUUAGUUAAGGACCUAAUGUUUGAGGGAAGGAAGGUAUGGAAUGAGGGUUUCAUAAAAUCUAUUUUUUCUAAGGAAGAGGCUGAUAUGAUAAUCAGUAUCCCUUUAAGUAAGAGGGACGUGGAUGAUAGAAUGAUUUGGGGACCCUCUAAGAAAGGUAUUUUUAGUGUCAAAUCUGCCUACCACUUGGAGGAAUCUAGAUCAAGAGUCUCAAUAGGAGAAUCCUCGGAACAGAAUGGCUUAGGAAAGCUUUGGAAGAGUAUUUGGGGACUAAACAUUCCUGGCAGCACAAAAAGUUUCCUUUGGAAGGCAGGGAAUAAUCUAUUAGCUACCAGGAAAAAUCUGAGGUCUAAGAGGAUUGUGGAAGAUUCUAGAUGCCCUAUUUGUUUGCAAGAGGAAGAAACAGUCCUACAUGUUCUUUGGCAAUGUCCUGCUGCAAAUGAUGUAUGGUCAGGAUCUGUCAUUUCAGUUCAGAAAUGGAGGGUGGGAGAAGGGGAUCUACUUGGUUUGCUGGAAGUACUAACAGAGAAGCUCUCAAUUGGUGAUAUGGAGGAAGUUGCUGUAGUUUUGAGAGGGUUAUGGCUUCGGAGAAAUACCUUUGUGUUUGAAAGCAAGCUUCUAAGUCACACUUAUGUGAUUAGUACAGCUAGAGAGAGCUUAGAAGAGUAUCAGUCUUCAUGUGGGAAGAUAACUGAAAUCAGACAGCAAGCAAACACAGGGGGUUUGGUUCAUAGUUGGAGUCCACCUGAUGUGUAUUGGUUUAAGGCCAAUUGGGAUGUAGCUUUAGAUGUGAAACAAAGGAAGCUUGUUGUGAGUCGAAAAGCUUUUGUGGAUCAACCUGCUAUAGCUGAGGGCUGGGCAUUAAGGAAAGCAAUGGAGUUAUGUGAAGAUCUAAGAUUCAACAAAGUAAUAAUGGAAGGAGAUGCACAGGUCGUUGUUAAUGCAGUAAACAGCCAGAUUGAAGAUUUAUCUUAUUUUGGCAGCAUUAUUGAAGAUUUGAAGGUUCAGAUGAAAGAAUGGCCUAACUGGUCAGUGAAGUUUGCAAAUAGAAAUACAAAUACAGCAGCACAUACUCUUGCUAAAGAAGCAUUACACAUAGAUUUAGAAAAGAUAUGGAUAGAAGAUAUACCAGUUUGUAUUUCAGAUUGUUUACUGAGAGAUUAUUGCAUUGUAAACACUGAUAUUUGA